AUGUCAUCUUACAAUCCAGUCAAGGAUCUGGGCCUAACCUGUCCCUAUGGCGGAAUCUUCUACAUAUGCGCCGACGAUCCGGAGCGCUUCAUCGGCUGCUGCACCAUCAACCCUUGCGGCGCCAGAAAAGGUCUCUGUCCUGAUCAAAGCCUCAGAUCAGCCAGCUUUAACGCGACACUUCAGCAUGAGUUCCUCCCUCAGGCUUGUAUCAACGACAACGUCGAUGUCAGUUGGUACACCUGCGUUGGAGAGGGACUUCCUUUCCUGGGAUGUUGUGCCGUAGAUCCUUGUCUCCGUGGUGUUUGUCCUCAAAGAGACCUGAGAGCAGCGAAGUUGAGUGACAAGGCCAAGAAUGCGCAGGACUUCCUUGAUGGUGGCCCUGAGUAUAUGCCACGGUCUACGUCUUCUGCCCUUGACCCAAGAUCAGGCGUCUCUUCAAGCAGUCUGUGUGCUAGCUCGACCACUGCAAUGAUGACCAUGAUCUCCAGCUUCAUCACUUCUUUCGCUAUAGAAACAACCAUUGCGACAAUCACCUCUACGGAUACAACAAUGACCUCUGCCAUGACAAUCUUGCCCCCAGAGGCUCCAGAUGCACCCCCUACGGAACCCAAAGAGCAAAGCCCGAACCGAAAAUUUGGCUGGUUUUGGGUGCUUAUUCUCGUCGCAAUUCUUCUACUUCUAUACCUUGGGCACCGAUUCGGGGAGAAACCAUCCUGUCUAAGAUGCAGAGAAAAACCACCCAAAGGAAAACUGGGACAGAGACGUGAACAGAGGCAUGAACAAGAACAACGACACGAGCAACAGCAACAGCAGGAACAGGAACACAAUGCGAACACACCUACAUGCAUAGAGAUCAAUCAGAGGCCCUCAACUGGAUACGUCCGGAACAUGGGGGAACGUUCAGGCAUGCACAUUUCCCGGAGCACCCACGAACAACCCCAGAACAUACAAGGUCAACGACAUGGGAGUGGUUCUUCUAUUAAAGAUGAAUUCUCCCGUGAAAGCUCCCGUGACAACAAAGAAAAUCGAUCCCUCGACCUGCAGAGUAGAUCGGUCAGCAAGGCGUAUACGCCAGUGUCCGGCGAACAGUUCCAAGCAGGAAGCCGUUGCCAGGAACGAACAACCACACAAGCUCGCGUGGAGAUAACUUCCGCUGAGGACCCCCUUUGA
Molecule: messenger RNA, 1170 nt
Organism: Fusarium mangiferae
Lineage: Eukaryota; Fungi; Ascomycota; Sordariomycetes; Hypocreales; Nectriaceae
Exons: 1
Coding region: 1-1170 (389 amino acids)
Source: RefSeq, a predicted model, not a curated record